UAGUAGGGGUCCAUAGUGCAGCGCCUGGUGAGCCAGGUUUUGUUCUUUAUUGGGCCCAGGUGACCCCAUGACUGACUGGACCAGACCCUUGAUUCCCCUAUAAGAAUAGCCUGCCUUGUUGCCCUUUUUUUUCAUGCAACUCACUGCAAGGUGAACCUCACAGUACCCAGUGAGAGCCAGAACUAUAUAUCUGGAGAUAGAUACUCAAAAAGAAAAAGAAACAGUUAAGUCAGGCAGCCAAAUUAAAGAGCGAUGAAGGCGAAAAGUAGUUCAAUUGGAGGGUCUAAAAGAAGGUUUUCAUGUAAAGCCAGGCUUGGUGAAUUCCUCAGAGAAGGAAGAGGUAGGCUCUACAUAAUAAGGAGAUGUGUUGUUAUGCUUCUCCGCUGGCAUGAUUAAGAUCCUAGCUACCAUGUAUAGCAAAAGUUUGAGUUAGAUUUUUCCAUUUUUCUUUCCUAUUUUUGACGCAUGUUAAUAUGUCUUUUGGCUUUAACUUAUAUCAUAAAGAAUUAAAGAUUAGAUGAGGAAAUUACUUCA
Messenger RNA from Tripterygium wilfordii, 534 nucleotides. RefSeq lists its product as uncharacterized. Bases 253 to 396 code for a protein of 47 amino acids. Lineage: Eukaryota; Viridiplantae; Streptophyta; Magnoliopsida; Celastrales; Celastraceae. The record is from RefSeq and is a predicted model, not a curated record. The transcript has a single exon. Gene Ontology annotation, biological process: negative regulation of cell population proliferation.